GCCGGCGUUGGGCCCGCCUGGAAUGCGGGAACAGGCUGCACACCAGGACUUUUAUGGAAACUUGCUGCUGGAGCCGGCGGCGGCCAGAGGGCUCGUAGCGGCUGGAGCGGCGGCGGCCGGAGCGCCAGGACCCCUGACCACACCCCGGCACCCAGAGCCUGCCAGCGCGCACCCCGGACCUUCGCGUGUCGCCGGCUCGAGGUGCAAAAAAUUACAAAGCUUCAUAAUCACCCCAAGACUGCAUAGAGCAAACAUGAAUGAUAUUUCUCAAAAGGCUGAGCUUCUGCUUUCUUCAUCUAAACCUGUACCAAAAACCUAUGUGCCAAAACUUGGCAAGGGUGAUGUAAAGGAUAAGUUUGAAGCCAUGCAGAGAGCCAGGGAAGAAAGAAAUCAAAGGAGAUCUAGAACCGAAAAGCAAAGAAGAAAAGAACAAUAUAUUAGAGAGAGAGAAUGGAACAGGAGAAAGCAGGAGAUUAAAGAAAUGCUUGCUUCUGAUGAUGAGGAAGAGGUAUCUUCUAAAGUAGAAAAGGCUUACGUCCCAAAGCUAACAGGAACUGUUAAAGGUAAAUUUGCUGAAAUGGAGAAACAAAGACAAGAGGAACAAAGGAAGAGGACAGAAGAGGAACGAAAACGCAGAAUUGAGCAGGAUAUGUUAGAAAAGAGGAAGAUACAACGUGAAUUAGCAAAAAGGGCUGAGCAGAUUGAGGACAUAAACAAUACGGGAACUGAAUCAGCAUCAGAGGAAGGAGAUGAUUCACUGCUUGUAACAGUGGUACCUGUCAAAUCACACAAAACAUCUGGAAAAAUGAAAAAGAAUUUCGAAGAUCUAGAAAAAGAACAAGAAGAAAAGGAAAGGGUCAAGUAUGAAGAAGAUAUAAGAUAUGAAGAACAACGUCGGUCUCUCAAGGAAGCAAAGUGUCUUUCAUUGGUCAUGGAUGAUGAACUGGAAAGUGAGGCAAAGAAAGAGUCACUUUCUCCUGGAAAAUUGAAACUGACUUUUGAAGAAUUGGAAAGACAAAGACAAGAAAACCGAAGGAAGCAAGCUGAGGAGGAAGCAAGAAAACGUUUAGAAGAAGAGAGGCGUGCUUUUGAAGAAGCAAGGCGGCAAAUGGUAAAUGAAGAGGAGGAAAACCAAGACACAGAAAACAUUUUUAAAGGGUACCGCCCUGGUAAACUGAAACUCAGUUUUGAAGAAAUAGAAAGACAAAGGAGAGAAGAUGAAAAAAGGAAAGCAGAAGAAGAAGCCAGAAGAAGAAUAGAGGAAGAAAAGAAGGCAUUUGCUGAAGCAAGGAGAAGCAUGGUAGUAGAUGAUGACUCCCCAGAGAUGUAUAAAACAACCUCUCAAGAAUCUCUUACACCUGGAAAACUAGAAAUUAAUUUUGAAGAAUUAUUAAAACAAAAAAUGGAAGAAGAAAGACGACGAACAGAGGAGGAACGGAAGCAUAAGCUAGAGAUGGAAAAACAGGAAUUUGAACAACUGAGACAAGAAAUGGGAGAGGAAGAAGAAGAAAAUGAAACCUUUGAACUGAGCAGGGAAUAUGAAGAAUUAAUCAAAUUGAAAAGGAGUGGCUCUAUUCAAGCUAAAAAUCUAAAAAGCAAGUUUGAAAAAAUUGGACAAUUGUCUGAAAAACAAAUACAGAAAAAGAUAGAAGAAGAACGAGCAAGAAGAAGAGCAAUUGAUCUUGAAAUUAAAGAGCGAGAAGCAGAAAACUUUCAUGAGGAAGAAGAUGUUGAUAUCAAGCCUGCAAAAAGAAGUGAGGCUCCAUUUACUCAUAAAGUGAAUAUGAAAGCUAGAUUUGAACGAAUGGCUAAGGCAAGAGAAGAAGAAGAACAAAGAAGAAUUGAAGAGCAAAAGUUAUUACGCAUGCAGUUUGAACAAAAGGAAAUUGAUGCAGCACUACAAAAGAAAAGAGAAGAGGAGGAGGAAGAAGAGGGUAGCAACAUGAAUGGCUCCACCAUUGAAGAUGAAGCGGAAACCAGAUCAGGAGCUCCGUGGUUUAAGAAGCCUCUAAAAAACACAUCGGUUGUAGACAGUGAGCCAGUUAGAUUUACUGUUAAAGUAACAGGAGAACCCAAACCAGAAAUUACAUGGUGGUUUGAAGGAGAAAUAUUGCAGGAUGGAGAAGACUAUCAAUAUAUUGAAAGAGGAGAAACUUACUGUCUUUAUUUACCAGAAACUUUCCCAGAAGAUGAAGGAGAGUAUAUGUGUAAAGCAGUGAACAAUAAAGGCUCUGCAGCUAGUACCUGCAUUCUUACCAUUGAAACUGACGACUACUAGGUCCCCUUCCCUCUCCCUGGAACACACACCCUCUCUCUCCGACUUUCUUACUGCAUCCAUCCUUUCUGUGGCGGGGCCAGAAAAGGAAACUGGAAGUGCCACUAUGCUGACUCCUCAUUCCUUUCCCCAACAGUCUUCACAACACAAGCUCGUCUGAAAAGUACCUCCUUCCUUUUCAAAUGAGCACCAGAUUCACAUUACGCAGUAUACGUUGGUGUGUAAUUUAAUAAGGCCAAGUGGGAAAUUUACUCAAUUAUUUCUAUCAGAACCCAUACAAAGGCUGCGUAUUUCCCAUGUUUACAGCAAUGAUGUUUAAAAAAACCAUAAAUCGGACAUAUUUUGCAUGAAAGAAUAACACUUAUGAGCUAUGCACACCUAAAAUUAGUCUGAAAUAGCUGAGUUAAGGAAUUUGGAACCUAUCAAUUUGAGUGGGCUUUUUUCCUCAGUAGUUUAUCAUUUUGGUUGUUGUAGUUUCAGAGUCUUUCUGAAGCAGAGAUAUGAGGGGGUAGGGGUGUCAUUUCUCCCUGUGUGUGGAGAAAACAAAAAAACUAAAGACUUUUAAGAAACAACUGCCAGAGCAAAUGUGAUGGAAACCACUGCCUAAUACAGAGUUCUGAGUGUUGAGAAUAUCAAACGUACUUUUCAAAUGUGUGUGAUAUAUAUUCAAGCUUAUAAAAGCAAAUUUAUGUUGUGACCUUGCCUGAACAAAUUAUAUUUUAAUGAGAAAACUUUGUAUUAAUAGUUCAUGCAGGAGAAAACAAUUUCAACAUAAUCAAAGAUUUCAAGAUCUAGAAUUAGAUUUAGGGAAAAAUGGCACAAUCUUCAAUUUUGAGUUUUUAAAGUGAGUUUGUAAAUAAUUAGCAACCAUGUACUAAUCAAGUUGUUUUAUAUUUUAAUUGUCUGGAAGACAAUUUUAUUUUACAAUGUAAACCCAUAAUAAAGUCACUUCUGUAUUUAAAAAAAA
Messenger RNA from Lagenorhynchus albirostris (white-beaked dolphin), 3242 nucleotides. RefSeq names its product nexilin F-actin binding protein (gene NEXN). The coding region runs from base 23 to 2278 and encodes 751 amino acids. The transcript has 14 exons. Lineage: Eukaryota; Metazoa; Chordata; Mammalia; Artiodactyla; Delphinidae. The record is from RefSeq and is a predicted model, not a curated record. Gene Ontology annotation, biological process: mitochondrial fusion.